Messenger RNA from Carassius gibelio (silver crucian carp), 1717 nucleotides. It is a transcript of the gene rgs1, whose product is annotated as regulator of G protein signaling 1. The transcript has 5 exons. Lineage: Eukaryota; Metazoa; Chordata; Actinopteri; Cypriniformes; Cyprinidae. The record is from RefSeq and is a predicted model, not a curated record. The coding region runs from base 716 to 1174 and encodes 152 amino acids.
GCAGUUACUGAAUAUUUUCAUUUGCACAUUUAAAUAUACUAUUUAAUAUAUUAUUUAACAUUUCAAAUAUUUCAAAUAAUAUUUACGUCAGUUUUUUAGCAUUGCUUGUGUUUACAAAAUUGUAAAAAGUGUUAAUUGGAUCAAUAGAUCAGAUCUGAUAUUACGCAAAACAUUACUUAUGAGAAAAUGUGACCUAUUAUUGUUGCACUAAAAGAGAUAAUUCACCUUCAGUUGAAAAUUUUUUCAUCACCCGUGCAUUGUUCAUAAUAUUUAAGACUUUUUUACUUUCAUGGAACAUGAAGAUAUUUAGAAAAUGUAAUCAGUGUUUUGAAUUUUAGCAACUUCAUCACACCAACUUACACUUCUAAAUAAUUCAAGAUUCAAGAAGAUCAAAGUGAUUUUCUGUUCAUAUGGUAUAUAUUAAAUGUCCCAUUUUUGUUUCUUUUUUUCACAGAUUUGCAAAGGAAAAAAUAUGAUGCUUUCUUUUAAGCAUCACUAUUUAACUUGUGUUAUCUAGUGACACAAAAAGUCAUAAAGCAAUGUUAAACAGUGGACUGAUGAGCAGGCCAUCAAGAUGUUUUCUUCAUGACUUUACGGACUGAGGAGGUGACCCUGCCCAAAGUUUUGCAUGCUGAUUUCCAUGUGUUCCAUUCAAGCCAGUAAAUGUGUUUAGACCCACCAGAGCCACACAGAGUCAGAGAGCGAAGGAGACUCCAUGCAGAGGACAUCGCUGUCAGAGAUGGCCAUAAAAUUUUGUUGCUUUUCUCAGGAACCUGUUGAUGAUGUGGACUCUUGGGGCGAGUCCAUUGAGAAGCUUCUGUCCUGUAAAGCGGGACAGAUGGCUUUCCAGGACUUCCUAAAGUCGGAAUACAGUGAGGAAAAUAUUCUGUUCUGGCUGGCAUGUGAGGAAUACAAAAAGAUCAAGAGCGCACCUGAGAUGAUCAGCAUGGCAAACCAAAUCUACACUGAGUUUGUGCAAACGGAAGCACCCAGACAGGUCAAUAUUGAUUCUGGGACUCGCACAAAUAUUACAAACAACAUCUCGGAGCCAAACCUGAGCUCAUUUGAUACGGCACAGAAGAUGAUCUUCAGUCUAAUGGCGAGAGACUGCUAUCCCAGGUUUCUGAAGUCUGACAUCUACCAGUCCAUUCUGCAAAAGCAUGGAAAGAGUUGACUUCAUAAUGACUAAUGAUUAGUGUACAUCAAGUUUAACUAUUGCCAAAAAUUCGACCAAUUAACUACACCUCAUUUUAAAUUAUAACAGGGAAAAAAAAUCAUGCAUCAACAAAUCAUUCCAUGUGGGAUUAAAAGGAUCUUUAAUGGGCCUGAAGGAAUUCAACAUACUGUUGAGAAAUCGAGAAAAAUCUGAAAAUGAGAAUUUGAGUGCUGCUUUUUAACUUUAACUUGUACAGCCAAUUCAACUACAGUCCAUUUCUACAAUAGUGCAACCUAUCAGUCAGACAUUUUUUCAAACAACUUAUUAUAAUGAUUUUAAACAACUUAUUAUAAUGAUGAUCAUGAUGAUGAUGUAGGUGUGCUUAGGUUUUCUUAUGAUUGAUGUAAUGACCAUCAGGAGGAAAUUUGUAAAAUGAUUUUAAAAGACAAUUUAAAUAUGACCAUUUUUAUGUAGGAACAUCCUGGAUUGCUCAUAUAAAAAGAUAAACAUAUAUGUGUAUAUAUAUAUAUACAUUUAAAUAAAUUAACAUGAAACAUGAAA